Messenger RNA from Oreochromis niloticus (Nile tilapia), 6610 nucleotides. Its product is annotated as neuroblast differentiation-associated protein AHNAK. Gene Ontology annotation, biological process: regulation of RNA splicing. Bases 294 to 6221 code for a protein of 1975 amino acids. Lineage: Eukaryota; Metazoa; Chordata; Actinopteri; Cichliformes; Cichlidae. The transcript has 6 exons. The record is from RefSeq and is a predicted model, not a curated record. Gene Ontology annotation, cellular component: cytoplasm; nucleus; costamere.
UUUUUACUUCCCAUGCCCAUUAGUCUGACUGAAUUCACCUGCUCCUAAUCAUUGUUUGGUAGUGUUGGAGUUUCCUGUUGUGCUGCACAGCGCAUGUAGCAAGUGUAUUCAACUGGCAGCUUCAUCGCGUCCUGCCCACAGAGCAGCAGUGAUACACUGAAGAGGAGACAUCUAGCCCUAGGCUUUCCUAAGGAGACGGUGUCUUUGGCAUCAGCACGCGAUUGCUGUAGUUCCCACAUUUUCUUGAAUUUUCAUACAAGUUCUGUGAUGUGGAUGUGCAUGUAAUAGAAAUAAUGGACGAGGACAGCAAGAGUGCAAGCUUCUCAGAAAGCCUUGUGCUGGAUAACGCUGCGAAAGGAGGAGUUGAUGCAGGAAUCAAAGACGGCACAAUCUCUGCAAAAAGUGGCCUCCAGUCUGGGGAAAAGUUUGUUGCAGCAACAAUACAACUUGAUAAACUUGAGAAAAACGAUGUGCUGAAAAUCUUGAAGGUACUGGAGCCAUACGAAAACAAAAUAAAUCUUCUGACAAAGAAGGACUUGAGCGCCGGUGUUGAUCUUGGCUCUUUGGGAGUAGGUCUCAAAGAUUCGGCAGAGAUAUUACAGAAAGAUCUGUCGCUGGAUGCAUCAGCUCAGGGACCAACCGUUUCCCUUGAUGGCCUGAAUGGAAAGCUUAAUGAUGCACGAGGGUUGGGGGUUAAAAUAAGUGAACCGACUCUUAAUGGAGACCUUCCCAGUCUUAGCCUAAAUAAGCCAUCAACUGAUGCUGGUGCCACAUUUAAAAUGCCCUCAGCAGGGCUUACGGUGCCAGAUAUAAAAUCAGAUUCAAGUGGAACCCUAAAAGCACCUGAUAUCAGUGUCUCGGCUCCCAAUCUUAACGCUCCCAGUGCGACACUAGACAUCAACAAACCAGAAGUCAAAGGCAAAAUGACACACAAGGCCCCAAAAUUCACAAUGCCACACUUCAGUCUACCUGAUCUUGAUGCACCAAAAGCAGACAUUGAUGUCUCUGGUGAUCCAGGUCUUCCUUCAGUCAGUGGAAGUAUGGAGACCCCAAACCUCAACCUGUCAGCUCCAAAGUUAGAUUUGAAAAGUAAUGAUUUGGAGUUGAAUGGGCCAAAAGUGGAUUUGAAUAGUCCUGAUGUAAAUGUAAAGGCCCCAGAUGCUAAUAUUGAGGCACCCUCAGGGAAAAUCAAGUGGCCCCAUCUAAAAUGGAAAAGUCAAAAACUCAAAGGACCAGAUGCCAACUUAAAUGCUGACCUGUCUACACCUAAUGCCAGCAUUUCCACACCAAAGAUUGGUGGUGAUCUAAGUACCCCAGAUGUGAAUGUUGGCUCAGCUCAAGCUGAUAUUAAAGGCCCUGAUCUAGAUGUUCAAACCCCAGAUCUUAAUGUUGAUGCCCCAUCUGGUAAAAUCAACUGGCCUCAUUUGAAGUUGAAGAAACCCAAAAUUAAUGGCAAUUCAACAGAUCUUGACUUGGAUGGAGACCUGAAACCAACAGAUGUUGAGCUCUCUGUUCCAAAAGUGGAGGGUGAGAUAAAUGUCCCUGAUCCUGACAUAAAUUUGCCAAAGGGAGAGCUAAAAGGACCUGAUCUGGAUGUGAAAACACCCAAUACUAAUCUAGAAGCUCCAUCUGGUAAGAUCAACUGGCCUCACCUGAAAUGGAAGAAGCCCAAACUUGAAGGAUCAAAAGCAGACUUGGACGUGGAUGCAGACCUAAAGACACCUGAUUUAAGUCUUUCAGCUCCAAAGAUUGAGGGUGACAUUAAUGUACCAAAUGCUGAGCUGAGUCUUCCAGAAACUGAGCUAAAGGCCCCAGGUGUAGAUGUUCAUGCCCCAGACGCUGACAUUGAUGCUCCUUCAGGAAAACUUAACUGGCCUCAUCUAAAGUUGAAAAAAUCCAAACUUAAUGGGUCAAUGGACCUCAAUGCAGAUUUAAGCCCACCAGAUGCUUCAGUUCCAAAAAUUGAUGGGGAGAUUAGUACACCUGACGUGAGCCUCAAUUUACCCAAAGCUGAUGUUGAUAUCAAAGCACCAGAUGCUGACAUAAACCCACCUUCUGGCAAAAUCAAGUUCCCAACACUGAAAAAACCUAAAUUCUUGGUUUCUGGGCCAAAGGUGAAAACUCCAGAUGUUGAUGUUGAUGCUGAUGUGAAAGCACCUGAUGCUGAUCUGAAUUUACCAAAAGCUGAUGUUGAUAUCAAAGCACCAGAUGCUGACAUAAACCCACCUUCUGGCAAAAUCAAGUUCCCAACACUGAAAAAACCUAAAUUCUUGGUUUCUGGGCCAAAGGUGAAAACUCCAGAUGUUGAUGUUGAUGCUGAUGUGAAAGCACCUGACCUCAGUCUGUCUGCUGAAGCACCUGAUGCUGAUCUGAAUUUACCAAAAGCUGAUGUUGAUAUCAAAGCCCCAGAUGCUGACAUAAACCCACCUUCUGGCAAAAUCAAGUUCCCAACACUGAAAAAACCUAAAUUCUUGGUUUCUGGGCCAAAGGUGAAAACUCCAGAUGUUGAUGCUGAUGUGAAAGCACCUGACCUCAGUCUGUCUGCCAAAGCACCUGACCUCAGUCUGUCUGCUGAAGCACCUGAUGCUGAUCUGAAUUUACCAAAAGCUGAUGUUGAUAUCAAAGCCCCAGAUGCUGACAUAAACCCACCUUCUGGCAAAAUCAAGUUCCCAACACUGAAAAAACCUAAAUUCUUGGUUUCUGGGCCAAAGGUGAAAACUCCAGAUGUUGAUGUUGAUGCUGAUGUGAAAGCACCUGACCUCAGUCUGUCUGCUGAAGCACCUGAUGCUGAUCUGAAUUUACCAAAAGCCGAUGUUAACGCACCAAAUGUAGACAUUGAAUCUCCAUCUGGAAAGAUCAAAUUGCCCACUAUGAAAAAGCCAAAAUGGUCACUCUCGGGUCCUACGGUUAAUAGUCCAGAUGUUAAUUUAGAUGCUGAUGUUUCAACCCCCAACUUGAAUCUCUCAGCUCCAAAGAUUGAUGGCGAGAUAAAUGCACCAGAUGCGGAUCUAAAGUUACCAAAAGCUGAUCUGGAAGCCCCCAAAUUUGAUGUAGAGUCUCCAGAUGUUGACAUUGAAGCCCCAUCUGGAAAAUUGAAAUGGUUCCAAUUCAAAAAACCCAAAUUUGGCACACUGAAAGGUCCAAAGGCUGAUAUUGAUUCUAAUGUGACAAUACCAGAGGCGGACCUCAAAAAGUCUGAUGCAGAAAUAAGUGCACCAGAUGUUAAUCUUUCUGCAUCAAAUAUUGACGCCAAUAUCAGUGGCCCAGACCUUAGCCUUGGUGGUCCAGAUCUUGACCUUGAUACACCUGAUGCAAAGGUGAAGUUUCCUAAAUUUAAAUUACCAAAACUCAAAGGAUCACAAGUCCACGGUCCCAGUGUGGAUGCCGAUUUAAAAACACCUAAUAUUGAUGCAAGUCUUGAUGCACCAAAAGCUGAAGUAAAUGCACCUAAUGUAAACCUCAGAGCAGAACCUCUCUCCUUGUCUGCACCAAAGGUUAAUGGUGGUCUUGAUGCACCAGAUCUUGAUGUAAAUUUACCAAAAGCUGACCUUAAAGGCCCCAAUGUAGAUGUUCAAGCUCCAGAGGUUGAUGCCCCUGCAGGAAAAAUCAAGCUUCCCCAUAUAAAAUGGCCAAAGUUUGGCUCAUCGGCGCCAAAAGUGAAAGGACCUAAUCUUGAUGCUGAUCUACAAAGUCCAGAUCUAGGUCUGUCUGUUCCUGAUGUAAAUGCAAAGUUACCCAAUGCAGACUUGACAGCACCCAAUGUUGAACUAAAAGCAUCAGACUUGAAUCUGUCAGCCCCCAAAAUUGAGGGAGAUAUUGGUACUCCAGGCAUAGAUGCUGGUCUUAAAACCGGUAUUGAUCUGUCUGCACCAAAAAUUAAUGGUGGUCUUGAUGCACCAGAUCUUGAUGUAAAUUUACCAAAAGCUGACCUUAAAGGCCCCAAUGUAGAUGUUCAAGCUCCAGAGGUUGAUGCCCAUGCAGGAAAAAUCAAGCUUCCCCAUAUAAAAUGGCCAAAGUUUGGCUCAUCGGCGCCAAAAGUGAAAGGACCUAAUCUUGAUGCUGAUCUACAAAGUCCAGAUCUAGGUCUGUCUGUUCCUGAUGUAAAUGCAAAGUUACCCAAUGCAGACUUGACAGCACCCAAUGUUGAACUAAAAGCAUCAGACUUGAAUCUGUCAGCCCCCAAAAUUGAGGGAGAUAUUGGUACUCCAGGCAUAGACGCUGGUCUUAAAACCGGUAUUGAUCUGUCUGCACCAAAAAUUAAUGGUGGUCUUGAUGCACCAGAUCUUGAUGUAAAUUUACCAAAAGCUGACCUUAAAGGCCCCAAUGUAGAUGUUCAAGCUCCAGAGGUUGAUGCCCCUGCAGGAAAAAUCAAGCUUCCCCAUAUAAAAUGGCCAAAGUUUGGCUCAUCGGCGCCAAAAGUGAAAGGACCUAAUCUUGAUGCUGAUCUACAAAGUCCAGAUCUAGGUCUGUCUGUUCCUGAUGUAAAUGCAAAGUUACCCAAUGCAGACUUGACAGCACCCAAUGUUGAACUAAAAGCAUCAGACUUGAAUCUGUCAGCCCCCAAAAUUGAGGGAGAUAUUGGUACUCCAGGCAUAGACGCUGGUCUUAAAACCGGUAUUGAUCUGUCUGCACCAAAAAUUAAUGGUGGCCUUGAUGCACCAGAUCUUGAUGUAAAUUUACCAAAAGCUGACCUUAAAGGCCCCAAUGUAGAUGUUCAAGCUCCAGAGGUUGAUGCCCCUGCAGGAAAAAUCAAGCUUCCCCAUAUAAAAUGGCCAAAGUUUGGCUCAUCGGCGCCAAAAGUGAAAGGACCUAAUCUUGAUGUUGAUGCUGAUCUACAAAGUCCAGAUCUAGGUCUGUCUGUUCCUGAUGUAAAUGCAAAGUUACCCAAUGCAGACUUGACAGCACCCAAUGUUGAACUAAAAGCAUCAGACUUGAAUCUGUCAGCCCCCAAAAUUGAAGGAGAUAUUGGUACUCCAGGCAUAGACGCUGGUCUUAAAACCGGUAUUGAUCUGUCUGCACCAAAAACUAACUUUAACAUACCAGACCUGGACCUUUCUACCCCAAAGAUUGAAGGUCCCAACGUGAAUGUUGGUUUGCCUGAAACUGAUAUCAAGGCACCCAGUCUACAUCUGCCAAAAGCUGACCUCCAGUCAUCUGAUCUCAGUUUGAAAACACCAAAUGUCAACCUUUAUCCACCAAAAGUUGAUGGUAGUCUCUCAGCACCAAAUAUAGACACGAGUAUGCCAAAAAUUGAACUAGAAGCACUUGAUGCCAAUGUGAAAUCUCCAGAUUUGGAUGUCAACCUGCCAAAAGCGGAUCUCAAAGAUUCCAAUAUCCAGUUAAAAACUCCAGAUCCAGAUUUGAAUACCCACCUUGGUGACUUUAAAAUGCCACAUUACAAGCAUCCAAAACUUGAUCUUUCAAGUCCUGAAGUAGAAGCUCCAAGUAUUAAUCCCAAAGUUGAGGCCGGAAUUAAGGUACCUGGAGUCAGCACAGAUAUGCCUACAACAGAUGCACACAUCUCUGUUCCUGCAGUAGAUUUGAGUGCACCAAAAGUAGGUGAUAUUAAAGGACCUGAUGUAGAUGUGAAAGCUCCAGACGUAGAUGCAAGUCUUGAAAAGUCCAAGAUGCCACAUUUCAAAUUCCCAAAGUUCAGCCUUUUUGGGUCUAAAACAAAAUCUCCUGAGGCUAAUGCCAGUGCAGAUCUUGAGGGGAGUGGCUCUGACUCUGAUGUGCCACACUCGGAGGUGGAGGUUCCUGUAUUCAAGUUCCACAGACUGCCCCAAACCAACAUUGAUGGCACUGGAGGAAUUACUGAUGCACUGAGCUCAAUAAAAUCUGACUUGGAGGAAAAGGAUUAUGUUUUCAGUAAAGGAAUCCGCUUGCCAGUAGUAAAUACAACAACAAAAGGAGGAGAAAAGAUUGACAUUUUGGAGAGAUUGAAAAUCGCAAGAGAAAAGGCACCCCCGGUUAAUGUGCCACCAACUGAAGAGAAAACUGGUCUUGAUCUACAACUCACCGGUGUAGGUCUUGAUGCUAAUACAUCUACAGGUGUAAGAGAUUCAUCUUUGGUCAGAGGAGGUACUUUCAAAGUAGACAAACCAGAGUCUACGCUGGGGCUGACCGUACCUGAUAUUUCUACAUCAGAUGAAAAUGACAAAUAUUCACUGAGCCUUUCUAAUAUGCUUGGCCUUAAUGUCAAGGAUUCUGAUGCCAACUGAUUGUUCAGAGGUUGGCCUGAUAAAUGAAGCUCCAGUCCAUAAAUGUAUGAAUACAUGCAGCUUAACUGAUUUUCAUGCUUUAGUUUGUGACAUAAAAAGAGAGACUAGCUGCAACUAAUCCAUGCUAAAUUGUCCAUGUUGUUGUAAUUUUAAUAAUAAUUUAGCCUAAUAGAGUUCAGUUGUUGAUACAAUCUAUGUAUAUUUUCCUGUUAUUUAUAAGCUUUUUCUAAAUGUUAUUUUGAAAUUAAAUUACUUAACUUUCAGUAUUGCUUGUGAUUGCCAUAAACUUUGUCUAGCAAGUGCUUUACUAGACCUUUAAAUGUUUUAAAGGAUAAAUGAAUUGUGUGAAUGUGUUACUCUUUGUUCAAUAAAUCAUUACAAUACUUAAA